This is a messenger RNA of Ananas comosus (pineapple), 5100 nucleotides long. RefSeq lists its product as uncharacterized. The coding region runs from base 1816 to 2109 and encodes 97 amino acids. NCBI's taxonomy places the organism in Eukaryota, Viridiplantae, Streptophyta, Magnoliopsida, Poales, Bromeliaceae. The transcript is spliced from 11 exons. The record is from RefSeq and is a predicted model, not a curated record.
UAAAAAAAGGUAAAUUCCUCAACCCCGAGCUCCACGCGCCAAUGCUCCGAUGCUCCGCGCAAGCCCCGCGCUCCGCGCAAGCCCCGCGCUCCAACGGUCCGACGCCGAUCUCUCUCUCUCUCUCUCUCUCUCUCUCUCUCUCUCUCUCUCUCUCGCACAAUUUGAGGCUCCUCCAAAGAGGAGCGCGGCGAAACCCUAGAUUGUGAGUGUGAUUAUUUUCCUCGUGUAAUAUGCCCCUUUUUUUAAUAUUUUAAUUCAAUUUCAUUACAUAUUUUCUAUUCUUUCUUUGAGUCUUUUUAAUCCAUUGUUUGUUUGCUUUUUUAUUUUUUAUGGUAUUUUUAAUCCAUUAGAAUAGAGAGAGAUCGAAAAUUUGCUGCUUGGGUUGGAGGAUCUGAUUCUACAGUAGUGGAGGUGAGCUUUUUUUCGUGAUCGGGAGUGAUUGGAUUUGUCUAUAUGUGUAAUGACCCGGACGAUCCGCAACCGUCGAUGACGAGGAAUUCGGUGAGACGAGCACGGCGGGGAGGAUGAUGGGUCUGAGAGGCGAGCCUUUGGCGCUGUUGCUAGUAAGAAGAGAAAUUGGGAGAAAAGAAUGGGAAUUAGGGAUAUGAGAGAGAUAGAGAGGGAUAAGAAAUUGGGAUAGAGAUUAGAGAUAGAGAAAGAGGAGAAUUGGGGAAAGAAGGGUUUAGAGGGGAAGAAGGAUUGGGGAAGAAGAUAAGCAAUAUUUCAUUUCAUUGAUAUCCUGUUGCAAUUACAUUCUUGUGCAUAUACUCUCUACAACUAAGUACUGAAGUUAAAGUAGACUAUCCUAGGAGGGCUUAACAGCAAAAUUGUAAAAAUUAGUACUGCCGGCCGUCCGGGUUGAGUUCAGGCCCAAGAGUGUAACUGUGGUCGGGCUUGGGUUAUCGGGUCGCACCUCUUGUCCGCUCCGCCAAAGGCGGAUAGUGGGUCCGCUUUUCACAUCCGCUCCGAGGAUUCGGCCAUCCGACCCGCUAAGAUUCAAGUACGCCCUUUUUGCCCCAAAUCCCCUGGCUCUGUCGGAUCUCCUUCUCCCUCGGCGUUCCUCCCGUCUUCCCUCUGUACUCCGACGAUGCCCUAAUCCUCGUCGCGCGCCGGAGUUUCGCCUGAACCAGAACCUGGAGAAGAGCCGCAUCACAGGCAUCACGAAGCACCUGGAGAAGAACCAGAACCCUAGCUGGCACCAGGUGUUCGCCUUCUCCAAGGACCGCAUCCAGGCGAACUUCGUGGGCCGCAUCGUCUUCGACCUCACCGAGGCGCCCCUCGCCCCGCAGUGGUACAAGCUCGAGGACAAGAAGGGCGACAAGCUCUCCUCCGGCGGCGGCGGCGGCACCCAACCCGACGAGGCCUUCCCCGACGCCUGGCACUCCGUCUUCCUCGACGCCCUUGCCGUCGGUUCACCCCGCCGAGCUCGCUCCCUCACCAACCUGCUGCUGCCACUUAUUUCAUCCCUACCUCGUAAAGUUGCUACCUUUACUACUCCUCCUUUAUUCUUCAGGCUUCUAAUUGCUUGGAUUUGGUGGUACUCUCCUCGUCCCCAGCUCAGAGGGAGAGAUUGGUUGUGUCUUGCUUGGGUUGGGGGUUUCGAUUGCCCAGUCAAUUCGCUUUGUGUGAUCGGGGGCUAUCGGAUUUGCUUUUUUCGUUGGUGUUCGGGCACGGCGCGCUAGAGUUUAGAAGUGAGGCUUCGAGCUUAUUCACUUACUGAAGCUUUUUUGAGCAAUCAGAUGGCUCCUCCAUCGAAAGCAUAGUAAUAACCCUCGACUCUGAGAGAAGGAAAAGAGGAAGGUAAAGAGGUUGGGGAUGGCACUGCGUGGGCCGCUGGGAUGGUCGGAGGGGGAGCUGAUGCGGUCAGAUGCUAAGCCUUGCUCCAGGCUCAUGCGCCAGACUGCUGCCAUAUUCAGUGUCGGCGGUGGCCUCGCCUUCUGGGUCCUUUGUCGCCUCCACUACGGUCCAAGAAUAACUGUUCCGAGAAGUCUGAGGUGGGCUUCCUGCGGUGCAAUAUCAGUGAGCUCCUCAUCGGCUCUUCUGGUCCGACUUUUCAGUCCUGAGUGCGAACCACAGAAUAUAGCUGCUUAUGAUAAAUCAAAUAAAUAGCAUGCUUUACUCUCCUAGUAAUUUUCAUCUUACUCUGAUUAGAAUAACUUGGUUAAAUGUAUGUUUAUGCUGUCAUGCUGUCAUGGCUGUACAAGUUUCUUAGUUGUUGAUAAAAUCUUCUUAUGUUUAUUUCUAUUUGAAAUGAAUACAAAAGAAGAGGAUUUUGAUGUUCACUUUUGAAUGAUCCUGUAGCUACAUCAUUCCUUCAAAUGAAUUGGAGUUUUCUGCUGUCUUAGUUUUUUUUAUAGUGACAAUUUAACUAAUACAUUAUAUGUGCCAAAAAAAAAAUCUAAUAGCUACUGUUUGUAAUUGUCAAAGCAUUCUUCUUUAUUCUCAAGCACAAUGAAAGGAAAUUUAGUUGCUAUAAACUCAUGAUCUAUUGUGUUACUUAAAUCCUUGAACUGUGGCAGAGAGGUACCAGCUUGAGAGCAAAUGAGACUUGUAUUUAAGGUUGUGUUCUUAGUCAUUCUCUCAUGGUAUACUUGUGGUGGGUCACUUUUGCAAAGUUAAAGGGGACUUUCUUCUUCUUGCACUCUAUUUUCCUCUGGAAUUGUGAUCUCCAUAUAUAUAUAUAUAUAUAUACACAUGACAUGGAGGCUCCUCUAUUUUCCUCUGAACAAAUUGUGUUCUCCAUAUAUACAUAACAAGGACGCUCCUUAAAAUUUUGAGUGUAAUUUUUAUUACAUCACACUUGUGAGGUUAACAUAUGAACCACAUGUGUUAGGCUCUCGAUCUAUGCAAACUUAUGUUUCAACCUCAUAUUUUGGUUUGUCCUGUGCUAGAGUCAUGCAUAUGCACUACUACUACUAUAGCCAGUUUGUGAAGAUACAUAAUUUUAAUAUUAGAAAAUGGAUUUUCUAUAUAUCUUUUUCUAUAAAUCGUUUUGAAAUUGGGUGAUAUACGUGCCUUAGAAUCAAUGGGCCUCUUUUGGCAUUCCAAGCCCAUCAUAGAACUGUCCACUCAUCAUGGUAGGCCUAAUGUGAGCCUUACUUGGUUAAUACUGGCCCGACCUAUUAGCACAGGUCCACUUUGCAUUUAUAUAUAUGAUCUUCAAUUAUCUAUUCGGCGGCCACAUUUUAUUGAAGUUAACUCGCGAGUUUAUUAGGGCAUUUUCUAGGGCUCUUUCCUCAUCUAUAUUCAUCAUCUAUCGCCUUCUUUGCACGCCUUUCGAUUGCUUGAGAAAAUGCCCAAAAGAGUAGUGGCUCAUAGUCAUUGUAUACUAUCCUGGUACUACAAGUGAUCUGCAAACAAAUUGUCCGUUGUUGUAAAAUUUAAUAAAUAGUUGCAUUAUUCUUCUUGGUACGCAUCGCCUCAUGUAGUCAUGUUGUGUGUUCAACAACCCCUAUGCUUUUCCCCUUUCGAGGCUCAGAGAUUGAUGCAGGGGGAAAGAGAUUCUGCAUAAACUGCGGUAAUAAUGUAGCUAGACCCUGCUAGCAAGCUUUAUUAAUUUGUUCUGAACUGACAAGUUGUGCCAUAUGUACGUGAUCAUCAACAAAUGUUUGUCUCCAAACAGAAGAGAUAGGAUAAUAAUCAAGUGCUCCUACUGGUUGUCAUUCUUUUCCUGAAUAGGGUUUGCCUUCUUUUAGUGUUUUCGAGUCUUGGAAGGACCUACGAGCUAGAAGAUUAAUUUACUACAAGAAUUCCUCUCUGAGCACACAUGGCCGGUUUAUUUGAAAUCAGCAAAAGCAUCCAAGGGAGACUUACUUGAAAAGGAACAAUUUGCCAUUGGUGCCAAUGACGUAGUACGCAUUCUAGAAAGAACAUGCUUCAAGGCAGCGCAAGGACUAAUUCUGAAUAGGUGCCUACCACCAUUGCUCUUCGUAGAGUUCCUUUGAUUCCACUGCAGGUGGGGGCCUAUAUAAGGGGAGCCCACUCCCCUUUUCAUCUGAUGCCCCAGAUACGCGCACACACAAGGAAGAAAAAGAGAGAGAGAAAGAGAAGCUUUUCUCUCUUACUCUUUUCUUCUUCGUCUUCUUCUCCAACAUAGAGAUUUUGGUGGAGAUCGAGCUUGGGAAGCUUGGAGGAGUGGUGGAUCAAGCUCUAGAGCACGUAACGGCUCGGGAGACUCGUGAUCCGAGAUCAAUGCCCACUCCUCCAACAUAGCCAUGCCUACACCACACCUGAUCGAAUCUGCGCCUCCCUCAAGGUCGUCGCCACCGCCUCCCUCAAGGUCGAUGUGCCGCUAACCACAUGUAUUCUCCUCUCCACGCUGAAUUGGAUGCGGGCUUCUCCUCUCCCGGGCGACGCGAGCUUUACUCCAAGGUGAAAGUCGCUGCUCUUUGGUGGUGGUCGCAGUAGCAGAGAAGGAAGACACGAUACGGAGAGGAGGAUUUCGAUGCCAACUUCUCUGGUUUUCAGAUCUAUAGACUCUGGAUCAGUGAAAGGAUUUUCCAAAAAUUCUCGCGAAGCAAUAGAAAAGGUGCUGAUAAUAUGAUGCCGAUGGAAUUGGCCUUAAAAGUUGCAAGUAAGAUUAGAGCUAGUGAAUAAUUUGCAGUGUAAACAGAAGAUAAUAUUUACAAGUCGGAGAUUUGGCAAAGAAAGCGACUACGACUGAGUUCUCAAAUGCCACCAAACAAGUUGAAGAUAAUAUUUACAAGGAAAAAAAGGAGAAGACCAGUAUGAUCGAGUAAGGGGUUAUGGGAUUGGUUCUACACCAACACAAGUUUUCAGAAUUCAAGCUCAACUAAGAAAUAUAAAGAAUGACAGGUAUGACCCAAUGAAAGAAGAAGUUCAAAGAUUGCGAGCCCAAAUACAAGAUAUGCAAAAAAAACACAAAGUGGAAAUGAGUGAGAAAAACUUUAUUGCAUAGGCUUGUCGGCUAAUCCGUGAACUUAGAUAGUGAGACGAGGGAUUCACCAUCACUUUAGAUGACUGUGAUUUAUUUUGAGAUUUAUUUUAGUAAAACUUAAAAGUAUCAUAAUUCUAGAAUUACAUUUAUAUGCUCAUAAUUCGUUACUGUUUUGACUUAGUAACAAAAAAUAUUGAGAUGAA